Molecule: messenger RNA, 376 nt
Organism: Acaulospora morrowiae
Lineage: Eukaryota; Fungi; Glomeromycota; Glomeromycetes; Diversisporales; Acaulosporaceae
Source: the annotation of a GenBank genome assembly
GGAAAUAACUCAAGAAACUGACGAUAAAGAAGAAUCGGGCGAUGAAGAAAGGAUUUGGGACGAAAUAAUUUAUAAGGAAGAAGAUGUAGACGAGAGAGAGGGGUAUUAUGCUAGGGAAAUGUGCGGAGAGACAGAUAUCCAGGAUCAACAGCAACUAGACUUAUCCGGACCAGCAGCAUAUCUAGCCCAAAUAGAAGAACUCCCGACGUCACCCGAAGAAGAACAAGAAGGAGAGCCAACGGUAGAAGAAGUAAUAGGGGCAAUGAAGUUAGAUGAGGAGUUAGAAAAAGGGCAGGCGGAACAAGCAAGGGAAUUGCUAUUCAGGGAACAAGAUAUCUUUGCACAGUCCGUAUUGGAACUAGGAUGUACGGAAAUG